This is a messenger RNA of Erinaceus europaeus (western European hedgehog), 1275 nucleotides long. It is a transcript of the gene EIF4EBP3, whose product is annotated as eukaryotic translation initiation factor 4E binding protein 3. Gene Ontology annotation, molecular function: eukaryotic initiation factor 4E binding. Gene Ontology annotation, biological process: negative regulation of translational initiation. Gene Ontology annotation, cellular component: cytoplasm. The record is from RefSeq and is a predicted model, not a curated record. The coding region runs from base 107 to 412 and encodes 101 amino acids. NCBI's taxonomy places the organism in Eukaryota, Metazoa, Chordata, Mammalia, Eulipotyphla, Erinaceidae. The transcript has 3 exons.
GUAUUAUUGCUGCGGCUGCACGUGGUCAACUGAGUCCGCCUCAGACUCAGCCACGCUCCCGCGUCCACAGCACCAGCCACUUGCUUUUCUGCUUGCCCUGCUAGCAAUGUCCACGUCCUCCAGCUGCCCGAUUCCUGGGGGCAGGGACCAGCUGCCUGACUGCUACAGCACCACGCCAGGGGGCACGCUAUACGCCACUACCCCGGGAGGCACCAGGAUCAUCUACGACCGAAAGUUCCUGCUGGAGUGCAAGAACUCACCCAUUGCCCGGACACCUCCCUGCUGCCUCCCCCAGAUUCCAGGAGUCACAACUCCUCCAACAGCCCCACCCUGCAGGCUGGAGGAAUUGAAAGAGCAGAAGGAGACCGAGGAAGAGAUACCCGAUGAUGCACAAUUUGACAUGGACAUCUAAUCCAGUGCAGAUGACCCUCUGUGUGGAGAUAAAGGAGUCCCUCAUGCCACUGCUGCCUCCUCUUCCUGGGGUAUCCAAAGGCUAAGGCUAACUGGCCUCAUCUAAUCUGGAAGGGAGUGACUUGUUGGUUCUGGGCCUCCUUUAGUUCUGAGGCAGCUAGACCAGAGAUAGGAGUGGGCAACUUGCCAAACCCUUCACGUUACUUUUUCUUUGGUCUGUAGGCACUUCCCCCAACACCUCACCCCCACCACCCUAACCUCACCCCCACCCUCCAUGCUCAAGGAUUGGGUCUGGGGGGUGGAGUAUGUCACCUUCUGACUACUUAGUAAACAUUCGAAGAAAUGUCUUGAUUCUAGUGUUCUCCUCAAUAUUGGUCUCCCUUCUCUACCACAUAGCUGAGGGCCCCAGAUUGCUUCCCAGCUCCCUACUUGGCCCACUUCCAGCAGCGAUUAGAGCCUGAGGCAAGCUAUGGAAGCAGGUUACAAGAGCUGCCAAUCCAUAAACAGCAAUAAUCUGAGGGCUGUCCCCAAUCUUUCCAGGAAGCAACCUUCUUAGAUUUGAACUUCAUCAGCCCUAGCCUGGACACCUAUUCCAGAGCCCUAUUCCAGCCCUAGCCUGGACACCUAUUCCAGAGCAGUGGGGGAAGGCACUACUGCCCAGCCUAAAACUUUCUCCUGUCUUCCCCCAGGCUUUUCCUACCUCCCACCUGUAAGUACCUGCCUCUUUAAUCCAGCACUGAAAACCUAUACCUUUCCUUUUUAUUCUCCCUGCUCUCUGACCCCUUCCACCUAGCUCUACUGUCUUCAAAGUGUCAUAGGAGAAUUUAGGGCUCAAAGUGAGAGGGCUGCAGCUUAUUUGACAAG